Molecule: messenger RNA, 2748 nt
Organism: Mercenaria mercenaria
Lineage: Eukaryota; Metazoa; Mollusca; Bivalvia; Venerida; Veneridae
Product: coiled-coil domain-containing protein 113-like
Exons: 9
Coding region: 33-1310 (425 amino acids)
Biological process (GO): cilium assembly
Cellular component (GO): axoneme; ciliary basal body
Source: RefSeq, a predicted model, not a curated record
CGGAUGUUGUCAAUAGCAACACAACAAGCAAGAUGGCGGACACAGAAAGUGUUGAUACACACGAUACAAGUAAUGAGGCUGGGGACGAUCCUUUGCAGGAUUUAACUGAUGAACAGUUGUACCAACUUGUAGAAGAUACAUUGCGUGCCAAUGAAGUGCUUGGGACAGAAACUCAGAUGUUUGAGAAGUAUCUCAAGCGUGUUGAGCCAAAGGACAUGGCUGGCAUCGCAUCAGGUUCUGGAGCAACCCCUUCACAGUCAAAUCAAGACCUGGUUCGCCGGGUCGAUAGAAAAAGGUCCAAGUCUCGCAGUAGUAAUAUUGACAAGUCCCUGCGACUCACUGCAGAACAGAAAUGUGACAUUGCACAAAGAGAAAUCGAUGAACUAAGAGAAGAGAUUGAUAAAUUGAAGGAAGAAUCAGAAAAAGUUCUUGACUUGUACAAGGCAAUAAUGGAGGAGGCUGACCUGAGACUGGCAGAAACCAAGAAGGAAUCCUAUGAGUUUGACAGGGAUAUCAUGAAAGGUUCUGUCAACCAGUCUUCAGGAAAAGUUGUUGCUGAAAAAAUAGUCCGAUAUUUUGAUGAUAAAAUACGUUCAAGGGACACCUUGAUAGAAAAAUUACGAUUGAAGAACUCCACGCUGAAAGUUCAGAAGAAAAAGUUACAUCUUCAGUUAAAACAGAAAGAAGAGAUGGGUGAAGUUCUGCAUGAAGUUGAUUUUAACCAGUUGAGAAUUGAGAACCAGCAGUAUCUGGAGAAAAUUGAUGAGAGGAACCAGGACUUGUUGAGGCUGAAACAGAUGGCUGGUACCACAAUACAAGUCCUGAAUUCAUAUAAGAAAAAAUUAUCCACAUUAACAAUGGAGUCAGAGCGACUGAAGUCAGAGAUAACGUCGAGAAAUGACCUGCUCACAAGGAUCGAUGCUGAGACUACUGUUGUUGAAGCUGAGCGUUCAAAAGCAGAGAAAAGAAAUCGUAACUUACGUCAGCAGCUGGCAGACUAUCGUGUACCCGAGGUGAUGGAGUAUGUAUCAGAGAAGGCAGAUUUGUAUGAAAUACAGAAAAAGGUGAAAAGUUGGGAACGAAAAGUAGAAAUUGCGGAUAUUCACCUAAGAAAAUCAAGGAAGCAGUGGGCUGGUUUAGGGUUAGAUGAAUGGGGGAAAAUGACAUUUUGUCCAGGGAAAGGUAGAUGGUAUUUUGAGAGGUGGGUGGGUAGAAUGAGAGAGGGAUUGAACAAAAAAAAUACUGCUGGAAACGAAGAUGGCGCUAAAAACACACAGAAAGACGUGGCAACAGAUGAAGAUCAGUCAUGAAAUGGCGAACCAGUUUCACAUGAUGGAAGCUCAUUGAUAUAUUAUAUAUGUUUUUUAUCUUAUGUACAUAUAUAUCAUUGUGUCACAUUGUUAAUUAUUUGUUUUGUAAAUAAUAUGUUUUGUUGUUCAAGAAGUACUGUGAUCUUUGUGUUAUUUUACACUGGCCUUUUGGACUUCCUGUGGUGUGCAAAAUAUAUAUAUAUAUCCUGUAUUUCUAGAAUUGCACAGAAUGAUUUCAGAGCUGAAAUUCAUGCCACCAACAUGGAACUUAUAAGAAUUGAUAAAGGUGUGCUUGACAAAAAGAAAAGUUUGAUAAAUACUGUCAAAGCAUUUUAAAAGUAUGGAUAACUAUGUGUCUUAUUUACUCACAAGUUAUUUUUGGAAGUUAAAAGAUAAUGAUCUUUAAGCAGUAAAGUGGAAUAAGUUUUUACCAGUGCAAUGUUAAAAAAGAUCAUGAAGUACCAUGAAAUGUACGUGUCAGGGUCACAGCCAGUGGUCUUGAUGUAAAAUGUUAUACAGGAUUUGAACCAUAAGUGAACUAACUGGGAUAUCAAACAUAUUCCUGCAAUGUGACAUUUGAUAUGAAUAUAACUUUCAUGAAAAUGCUUUGAAAUGUUAAACCUGCAGUUUGAAAAGUUGAUAAAUGUGCGGAAAUAGUGUCCUUGGUUUGACAAUGAAUUAUUUAACUGAGAUAUGGUGAUGUCAGAAAUGCACUAGAAUUCAUUUUAGUUAGAAAUUAAGCUAAUGCAAUUUUAGUGCAUUUAUCAUGUUUGCAUUAAUUAACGUGAACACAUUAUUUGCAUUCAAGAAAAAUAGUCUGUGUUGCCUUAUAAGGUGUAACUACAAUUAAGUUGAUGACUGUUUUUGCAAGUUUCCUGGUGCAUGGUUAUAAGAUAUCUGUUGUUGUCACAAUUUGAUAAAUAUUUUGUUAAUUAUGGAUAAAUGUUACACCUUUAGUUUUUAUAUUAUCUACAUACUGCAAUCUCUUCAGAUUUUGCUACAAAACAUUUUGAGCUUCAGUUGAAUACUUAUAGUAAUUACACUUUAGGAAAACACUUGAUAUCACCUGUACAUGUGUAGCAAGUUUUAUCCCUAGGGUGGACAAGAGUUGACUGAAGCCUAAAGUUGUCUAUCUUCCAUCAUGUGUAGAAGUUGUCAGCUUAUUUUGUAGAACCAAUUACAACAUUGUACUAAUUCCGUUUAGUUAACCGACAAUUUAGUAAUGGUGUUAAAUUGUUUUGAAAAAGGUAAGCUAAAGUAAGCAUAUUAUUUACUUAUGUACCGGUAGUUGUUAUUUGAAUAUUUUUAUGUCAGCCCUUGGAAGUUUGAGUAAGGAACAACUGCUUUAUGUUAGUAAAUCUAUGUCAGUGAUUCAUAUAUUUCUAUCAUUAUAUUAUGAUGUAUGUUUGAGAGAAUAAAUACAUUUAUUUACAUGGAA